Messenger RNA from Saccostrea cuccullata (small rock oyster), 786 nucleotides. RefSeq lists its product as uncharacterized. The record is from RefSeq and is a predicted model, not a curated record. Lineage: Eukaryota; Metazoa; Mollusca; Bivalvia; Ostreida; Ostreidae. The transcript has a single exon. Bases 1 to 786 code for a protein of 261 amino acids.
AUGAAUUAUGUAGACUCUCAGGCAGUAUCACCUCAACAAGGGAUUCAGAACAUUCUUGAGAAAUAUCAGUCAGUUUUCAAAGAAGAUCUUGGUACUUUGAAGAAUAUAAAGGCCAAAUUCUCCCUAAAACCUGAUGCAAAGCCAAAGUUUUGUAAGGCUCGACCUGUGCCACAUUCACUUAAACCAGCAGUGGAUAAUGAGCUAGAUAGACUUCUCAGCUUAGGAAUCCUGGAACCAGUGGAGCAUAGCGAGUGGGCUACUCCCAUAGUCGUGGUGCCAAAGAAGGACAACACUGUUCGGAUAUGUGGUGACUUUAAAGUAACGUUGAAUCAGUGUAUCAAUGUAGACCAGUACCCGCUUCCUCGGGUAGAUGAAAUAUUCUCAAACCUUGCAGGAGGAAAACACUUCAAACUGGAUCUUAAAAAUGCAUACCUGCAAAUGGAAAUUGAAGAGGAUCACCAGAAAUACCUCACCAUCAAUACUCACAGAGGAUUGUUCCGUUUUAACAGGCUCAUGUAUGGAGUGACAUCUGCACCAGCAGUAUGGCAGAGGGCCAUGGAUCAGGUACUGCAGGGGAUCAAUGGAACACAUUGCAUGAUUGACGACAUGAUAAUAACUAGUUCGACGACUGAGGAGCAUCUGGGCAAUUUAGAAAAAGUUUUGUCCAGACUGCAGAACUUCAACCUGAGAGCAAAUAUCAAAAAAUGUGACAUAUUUAAAGACAGUGUAGAAUUUUGUGGUCACAAAUCGACAAAGAUGGCUUACAUAAAACAGAAGAGAAGGUGA